GCCCCAGGACGAGCACGAGCUUCACCUGCCCGGCGACUCGCCGUCCUCGGCCUCCUCGGCCCUGGAUGGCGGGGGCCCCCGGGGGCCUCUGCCGCUGAUCCAUGGCGUGGAGAAGCUUAAGGCCGCCCUGCUCGACAGCACGGCCGCGCAGCGCAAGACGGUCUACACCCGGGUGAGGCACGGGCUCAAGAAGCAGAUGUCAAAGGAUCCGGACAUGUGGUCCUGGUUCCAGCAGCUGCUGCUGGACGCGUUCGACGGCCUGUGGGACGACGUGGAGGACGAGGUGGAGCACCUGCUCGAGAGGGGCGUCUUCAAGCAGCGCGAGGAGUUGCGCCAGCCGCAUCUGGGCUCCGGGCUGCCCAUCGCCCGCGCGCGCGCCUUCCUUCCAACGGUUUCGCCCCUCGCCAGGGGUUGCCGCGUGGCGAGUAGGAGUGGAAUCAUAUU
Messenger RNA from Prorocentrum cordatum, 444 nucleotides. Lineage: Eukaryota; Dinophyceae; Prorocentrales; Prorocentraceae. The record is from the annotation of a GenBank genome assembly.